This is a messenger RNA of Cordyceps fumosorosea ARSEF 2679, 1767 nucleotides long. RefSeq names its product MFS transporter. The transcript has 5 exons. Lineage: Eukaryota; Fungi; Ascomycota; Sordariomycetes; Hypocreales; Cordycipitaceae. Bases 1 to 1767 code for a protein of 588 amino acids. Gene Ontology annotation, molecular function: transmembrane transporter activity. Gene Ontology annotation, biological process: transmembrane transport. The record is from RefSeq and is a predicted model, not a curated record.
AUGGGUCUCGGAGUCCUCGAGCCCAAGGGCCAUGAACAGGUACCCGGCACCACGCGAUACUACGAUGACCCUGAUCGGCCUCGCAUGGCUGGCGAACAUGAUGCGCACCUGAAGACCAAUGAUAGUGGUCUCAUUUUGACUCCCCAGCCGUCGGACGACCCCAAUGAUCCUCUCAACUGGCCGAUCCUAAAGCGCGAUUGCGUCACAUUCCUCCUCUGUUGGGCCGGAGUCCUCGCCACAAGUCUAGGUCCCAUCCUCGCAGCCAACACCGUCACCCUCAUCGGCAACAUUGCCCUGACCAUUACCGACGCCGUCGUGCUCACCGGCUACCUCCUUGCCGGCGCUGGCGGCGCCGUCAUCUUCUUCGUUCCCUCUGCUCGCGUCUACGGAAAGCGCCACCUCUUCCUCCUCGGCCUCGUCAUCGUCAUCGCCACGAGCGCCUGGGCUGGCGCCGUACCCCUCUCCGCCGAUACCCCCGAGGACGCGAGACGUCACUUUCGGAGCAUGGCCGCCGCUCGCGCCAUCCAGGGCGUCGGCAUCGCCCCGUUUGAGAGCCUGCUCAACGCCGCCAUUGGCGACAUGUACUUUGUUCACCAGCGUGGCAUCCGUAUGGCCUUUGCGAACCUGGCCGUUUUUGGCAGCGCCUUCUUCACACCCAUCGUCGUCGGAAAGAUCACCGCCACCAUCGGUCUCGGCUGGACUUUUUACUUUGUUGCCAUAUUCACGGGCGCGACGCUGCCGGCUAUUGUUCUGUUUUGCCCCGAAACCGCCUUUCGACGCGAAGCCCGAUUCAACACGGAUAUUUACACCGAGGAGGACAUGCUGCAGCCCCGGUCGUCCGGCUCCUCGGAAACAAACGAAAAGGAACAUCACUCGGGUUUCCGCGCCCUGCCCACUAACCGGCUUCAGCCUUGUGGUGAUGCCAGCGCGCCGCGAAAGACCUUUGUUGAGUCGAUGUCUUUAUUCGACGGCCGAAAGACGGAUGACCCGUAUCUGACACUGCUCCUCCGCCCCUUUCCGCUCCUGAUGAACCCCGCCUUCAUUUGGGCCUGCUUGAUUCAAGGGACCAUGAUUGCAUGGACAAUCUUUAUGGGAGCUUUGGUUGCGUCCAUCUUCAUUGGUCCUCCUCUCUUCUGGGGAACCGCGAAGUCUGGCUACGGAUACACCGGUGCCUUUGUCGGAGCCCUGAUUGGCUUUGCCAUCUGCGGUCUGGUCGCCGACGUAAGCGUUCGUCUCAUGACUGCGGCAAACAAGGGAGUCUACGAGCCCGAGUUUCGCAUUUUGCUCAUCAUCCCCAUGCUCAUCGCGAGCGCUAUCGGUCUCUUUGGCUUUGCUAUCACCGUCGAAGACGUCGCUUCCCAGAAUCGGCCCGUCAUUAUUCCUCUCGUGUUUUUUGGCUUUGAAGUCGCCGGUAUGGUUAUUGGAGCAGUCGCCAGUUCACUUUACAUUGUAGACGCCUACCGCGACCUCGCUAUUGAGGGGUUCACGCUCACCAUCCUGUUCAAAAACUUCUUCAGUUUCGUCGUCACCUAUUACGCCCUGGACUGGCUCAUCGCCGGUGGCAUUCGCCGUGUUCUCGUCAUCAUUUCCAUCCUGCAGGUUGUCAUCUGCCUGACCAGCAUCCCCAUGUACGUUUAUGGCAAGCGUGGCCGAGCUUUUUUCCACCGCCACGACCCCAUCGCCAUGUGUCGCCUCAAGGAAUUCGAUGCCUUUUUGCGCCGUCUCUUUCGCAAAUCUCCUAGCGCUCCCACCCAACAGGUGUCUUGA